AGAGUGUCACAGCAAUUACUUCCAGUUCCUGGCUGCAGACUGUAUAGGUACUUUGAUAUAUCAGAUUGUACAAGUAGUAGUACUAGCAUGUUCCUGGAGCAGUUGUAUAUAUCAGGUUGUUCAGGACACUAGUAGACUGUUGCUUCUUUACUGUGACGACCCGGUGGCUUCCAAGUGUUUGUCCCGAAUCUAGUGAUUAAAGCAUCCCUGAUGACAAGUCUGUUUGGACUUCACUUCAAACCGCAGUGUGCAGCGUGGACUCAACAGUCACAGUUUUUAGAUAGGUACUGAAUGGUAGUCAUCACAAAAAUUUCAGAAAACACUCCUGCCAAGUGAAAGUGAAACAUUAUUGCACAAAUUUAUAUGAACUACCAAUGGCCUGCAUAAUGGAGUUGUUUCAAGUCUGUAUAUUUCUGUUCACCCUGGAGCUGUCUUUGUCUAUAGCAUCAGAUGUGAAGAAACAGAAGAAUAAUUCUGGACUGCAUAUUUAUAAAAAGUUGUUUGAGACUAAACGUAAGGAUCAAAUGAAUGCUUUGAGAAACCUAAUCGAGCUUAAUGAUGUCAACCAGCAAUACAAAAUUAUUGAUAUCAUGUUGAAGGGCCUUUUUAAGGUUUUAGAAGACUCCAGAGCAGUUUUGAUUGCAGCCGAUGUGCAGCCAGAUGGAGGCUUCCCACAAGAUGAAAAAAUUAAAGACGCUUAUUCACACAUUUUGGAGAAUACCGCUUUCUUUGGUGAUGUAGCAUUGCGUUUUCCCCAGAUUGUUCACCAUUACUUUGACCGGAACUCUAACUGGAACAAUCUUAUUCGAUGGGGUCUCAGCUUUUCCAAUCAGAGUGGGGUUUUUGAUGGUGGCCCUCAUUCUCAACUGCUUGGACUGAUGGCACAGGAACUGGGCAUCAGUGAGAAGUCUCCAGACUACCGGAAUCCAUUUAAGACUGAUCGUCAUGAGUUUCUGCAUGGUACAGAAGCCUUCCAGAAAGCACUGAGAGAGGAAGAAAAAAGACGGAAGAAAGAAGAGAAAAGAAAGGAGAUCCGAAAAGGACCCAGAAUCACACGAUCACGGUCUGAACUUUAACAUAAACUGAGUCCGGAAAUCUUGAGAACAGUACACUGUCAUGUCUGAUAUCACUUUGCCAAGUUGAGAAUGAGGACAAAACUACAAUUAUUGAUCCACCGUGGGACCCUAUCAAACUAUAUUAUAAUAUUUUUGUUUUGUAAUCCUGCUCUGACAUACCCUAGUAGAUGUGUGUACAAUAUCAGAGCCUCCCUUUUUGUUCUACCAGGGCUUCUGCUUGAGUUACUUCAUACUGCAGGUUUUUAGAGUGUCAUGACUGCCAUAUGAAUGUAGUUUGUACUUAAUCAGGAGGGGUUAUGGGGACCAAAACUUGUCAAAGUUCUUUCUGGUUCCUGUCUUUUUCCAGUGUCACUACAGUCUCGAGUGCUUACAUCCUGAUGCAGGAACUCUCUGCACUGCUGCCUUGCAUGAAAAAUUAAUAAGCCCUGCGUGGACCAUUAAGCUCUCCAUCUCAGUGAAGGACAUCAGUAAAAUGGUUCAGUAUGAGACUGUGCUUUAAUCUGCUUGCAAACUAAGCCUUCAACAAUUCUGUCAGCAGUCUUUUUCAUUUGCCUUUUGUUUUCUAAAUGUCAUACUGUGAUAUUUAGAAAAAGUUGCUGCUGCCUUUUAAAACGGAUGAUAAUGUGAAUGUUUUCAUAUGCUGCUUUUCAACAACAGAUAUUUGAAUUUUUAUGUUUACAGAUCAUUUUAUGAGGUUUUUUUUGAGGCAUUUGAUAUCUUCAUUAGCCCUAAGAUCUAGCAAUUUUAGCAUGACAAUGUUUCAUGUUAAUCUGUGAGGAUGAUGCUAUGAACUGUAAAGAUAUUGACAAAAUCUUAUAGGAGUCAUACUGUGUGCUUCUUACAAUUGAAUUAAUUCUUUAUUGAUUAUUUUGGUUGUUAAUACUCUUACAAUUCCAAAAUUUUUUAAGACAGGUGUAAAGUGAUGCAGCAGUAAAAUAAAUGUGUGUGAAAAUGUU
Molecule: messenger RNA, 2032 nt
Organism: Protopterus annectens (West African lungfish)
Lineage: Eukaryota; Metazoa; Chordata; Ceratodontiformes; Protopteridae
Gene: CCDC134
Product: coiled-coil domain containing 134
Exons: 9
Coding region: 375-1076 (233 amino acids)
Source: RefSeq, a predicted model, not a curated record